Molecule: messenger RNA, 984 nt
Organism: Saccharomycodes ludwigii
Lineage: Eukaryota; Fungi; Ascomycota; Saccharomycetes; Saccharomycodales; Saccharomycodaceae
Gene: ATG45
Product: Atg45p
Exons: 1
Coding region: 1-984 (327 amino acids)
Source: RefSeq, a predicted model, not a curated record
AUGGUAUGUGACAUUUUCGAUAAGAAAGACAAAGUUAGUAUUACUGGUGAUUUUGAUCAAUGGUGUCACAAAAAACAUUAUUUAUUUUAUACGCAAACGGCAAGUUCAAAUGGUAUUUAUGUUGUUAUAAUCCCAUUCAAUAUUAAUAGUAUUAGUGAUAAGGAUACAAUUUUUAAAUUCAAAUUUGUAGUGAAUGACCAUAAUUGGAUUACAUUACCCUUUUUCCCAAUAAGUAAAGAUGGAGUGAAUGGAUCCUGUGAAAAUAACUAUAUCACAUUACCUAUUAAACAAGGAGUGUAUAGACACGAUGAUAACAAUAAAGCCAAUAUAAUAAUAGGAGCUAUUGAAAAAAAUGUUAAGAUUCAAUUUAUUGAUGACAGUGGUUUAAAAAACGUUGAUGUUGGUGAUACUUUGCAGGAUUGUAUGUGUAAUUCUGUUUCUACUGAUAACACUUCAGAUAAUAAUCUGCAAGAGUAUAUUAGUGACUCUGCUUCUACUAGCAAUAAGUCCUCAUAUGCUGACAAGGAUGCUAAUGACAACCACAAUUAUAUUGCAAGUAGUCAAUAUUUUAACGAAGAUGUCUUUAUUCAAGUUAUAGGAUCUGACCGUGAAAGCGAUACUGACAAAAAAAGCGCGAGUAUUUAUCGUUUUGGAAGUAUCCAGGUUAAAGAUCACUCAGAAGUGGAUUUUAAGGAAUCUUAUGCCAAUAUUAUUAUAGAUACCGAUGAUAAUCUAGGAAAUGUUGUUGGUAAAGAAACACUAGAGUCUAUGUCUAAAUUGUCUAAGAAUAAGUCAUCAAAUUCAUACACCAUUCCAUUACAAUUAGAAAAUGGAGAGAUGGAAAGUAUCAAUAGUUCAUCAAUAAAAAGGAACUCCAGCAGUUCACUUUAUCAUUCCUCAUUGUUAUUUGGCUCGGAAAGCACAAAUAACAAUGCUACAAGGAAAAUCAAAUCUAUUAUUAGGAAUUUGUUUUGGAAGAAAUGA